UUUAUGAUGGAGAGCACACUGGAUAGACUCUCUCUUCUUCUCCUUCACUGACCACAUGUGACAAGUUGAAGUGAAGUCAGAAUGACUCUGGUGUCUCCUCUGUGAGCUCUCCUUUGCGCGCUCGUGUCUCAGCCUGGAUGAUGGAGGUGGAGGCGGAGAGCUGCUGGCAGCGUCUGCUCAGGCUGCUCCUUCUGAUCUGCUUCAUGCCUCUCCGCAGCUCGGCCAUCGAGACCGUGAACGUGGUGGACUUCUGUGGCCAGACGAUCCGCAGUGACGGCAUGAUCGUCAACUCACACCAGGAAUCCAAGAAGUACUACUUUGUGACCAUGGCAACUGACUGCCAUCUCACAAUGCAGGCCAGCUCCCCUAAAGACAAGGUCCAGUUCCACUUCCGCUUCUUUCUGGUAUACAGUUUGCUACGAGUGGCCCCUCUGAGCCCGGCCCCUCUGCUUCCAGAGUCCCCUCGAGGCUCCGCCCCUCUCAACCCCAGACUGGAGCCCACAUCUGGUGAAAGCUCAGGAGAUCCAUGUCAUGCUGGCUCAUAUGUCCAGUUCUAUGACGGACGGGACAGGAGCUCGCCUCCCCUCGGGCCUCCUCUUUGUGGGAAGAGCCCACCCCGGCCGGUGCUGUCCACAGGAAACUACCUGACCCUGAGGCUAGUGACCCGGGGGACUCAACCCAGAGUGGACUUUGUGGGGGACUUCACCUCCUUCAGACUGGGUUUUAACCAAUCUCAGUGCAGCAAUGAGCCCUAUUUCACCUGCAGGAAUGGGAAGUGUAUCCCUCUCAGUCUGGUGUGUGAUGAUAAAGGCAUUGACAACUGUGGGGAUGGCAGUGACCUGGAGGAAAACCUGACUACAGGUUGUAAAGCAGGUCAGCUUUUACCUCCUGAACCUCCACCGCCAAUAGCAACCCCACCUCCACCUUUUGUAAAUCCACCCACAGUGCCGAUGUCUUCACACAUCAAUUGUGGCAUGCCAGACAGCGCUCCCAGUCAUGAGUCUGUAACAGACUCCCCCGCCUCCCUGUCCCUGUUGGUUCUCUACAUCAUCCUGGGAGUAGUGGCAGGCAGCGUGGUGCUCUGCUGGUGCUGCUGGUCACCCGGCUGGUUCCUGUGGCGCGUCAGCUUCUGUCGCUUCGUACCUUGCUGCAACUCGGCCUGCGCCUCCUGCCAGCUCUGCGCCCGCAGCUGCACCAACAGCAAGGAGCGCCGACUGGCAAAAGUUACCCCACACACACCAGUCAACGGCACCCCGGCAGGCCCGGCGGCCACCAACAACAGUGCUGAUGAAAAUGUAACCACGGCAGCUGUCUAGAGCAGGAGGACUAUGAUCAGUUUUGUCAUGUUGGGACAUGGGUGCAGUGGUAUGCUGAUACUGAGCUGUGAUCAGUGAACAGACAUGAACAGCUGCUGCGUGAGGCAGUGCAACAUGACCAAGAAUCUUUACAAUGAAGGUUGGACUGAUGUGGUCCAGUAUGUAAUUCUGAAAUGAGCAGAGCUGAACGGUUUAACUGUGGUUUGUGUGCUUUAAAUGUGAUGAUGCAGGUGAUGACACUGUUGUGUUUAUAUAAGAAAGUAAAGCAGGGUACAGUAUGACUAUGGAUUGUGUAAAAAGUAUGAAUGUAUCUGAAAGGAUAAGAUAAAGGGUUCUUACAAUUACUAAAGAAACAUUUGUUCAUGUACACAGCACAUUUCACCUGUUUCCAAGUUAUCUCUUAUGUGUUCAUGAUGGCAGCACAUUCUUUUUAGGAGAUGGCUUAUGAAGUUAAACAUGUGCAGCCUUUUAUGGCAAGCCUUUUUAACAUUUAGUGAUUUAGUUUUUACCAGUGGAAAUGACUUCCCAACAUGUCAAAAUGUCCUUCAAGAUAUCUGUAAAACAAUUUUGACAUGUUACAAAUAUAUUUUCACAUGUAGACACUACAUUUUGACUAGUCAUAACUGAUUUUUUGACAACUUUGAUUGAAUUAUAGAUAUGAGUAAUUUCAUUUUCACUAGUAGAAAUAAGAAUUACAGAUAUCUACAAUUAAAUUUUUACAUGUUGAAAAAGGAUUGUGACAAGUGGAAAUGUAAUUACCCAUUUCAGAUACCAACAAUCGAAUUUUCAAUAUGUAUGACAUAUCAACAAACCAUUUCGAAUAAGUGGGCAUCCUGACAUUUAAGUACCACAGAGCCAUUGGUCCACUUUCAAAUUAUCAUAUACAUUUCAGAUGUGUAGUCAAAGUAGCGUAUUUAUUUUGGAGAUGUAUGUAGCCUACGUUAUUGAAGAUUCCUACAAUGACAUUUCAACUAGUGGACAUUCUAAAAUUCAAUUCUGAGUAGUUACAAAAAAAAAAAGUAGAUAUCCCAAAUAUAAGUUUUACUUUUACUUAUAUCAUUUCCACUAUAGUUACAAUUGUAUUUGAGAUAUCGGAAAUGUAAUUCUAGAUAUUUGAAAUUACAUUCUUACUAGUUACAAUUCCAAGCCGACAUACCAAUAAUUUAAUUUUGACUUGUCAGAAAAAUUUAGAUAUCUAGAAUUAUAUUUUUGAUAUCUGUAAUAUAAGAACAGUUGUAUCUACAAUGACCACUGCCACAAGCAAGAACUGAAUUGUUGAUAUCAACAGUUGACACCUGUAAGAAAUGAAUUGUAGAUAUCUUAAAUUAGAAUUGCUAAUGGUCAGGAUUACAUAUUGGAUAUGUUGUUAAGCAGUUGUUAAUAUCUGCAAUUGUUAUUAUCGCUACCAAAUAAUUGUUAAAAGGGCUUGCCUUUAAUGUUUGGCCAGUUUUCAGAGAAGAAAAUGAAGAGUGUAAAGUUGUUGGUGUAAACAGUUUUUAGUCAUAUGUUUGUAUAUAGACAUGCUUUUCUGCUCUGCCUUAGAGGUACCGUUUUUAUCAUGCAGUGAAAUUAUACUUCAAGUCCACAGCUUCGACCAAAACUAUGCCAUGGACACAUGCUGUGGCAAACAGCCCCACAACUACAAAGUCACCCACCUGGUGACAACAGCUGUUCUCCCUUGGAGAAAUUCCUUCAGACUUUCCACUCUCCUCCCAGCAGUCCACUGUUGCUCCACAUAUAAACCAAUGUGGAGUUUGAAAAAUAGAGCACAAGUCACCCAGUGUAUAGCAGUCGACAUUUUGUAGGGCAAAACUUUUUGCUAAGUAUGAACUACUAACGUGCUAUUGUGUGGACAAAAUAAAGAUAAAGCAAAUUACAACAGAGUUUCAUGCUGAGUAAUCAGUUUAAAUCAGUAAAGGAUUGUCAGCAUUAGUACACAGAUUAGUACCUGUAGCUGUGGUUGACACACUUUGAGGGGUGAAACUGAAAAAUGAAAUGAUAAAAAUAAAAAACAGUAUUGUGUUGAUCAUUUGCGAUUACAAUACAUUUAAAAAAAAAAGGUGAAGAAUGUAGCUAAAAUACAUUUAUAACUUGAAAGGAUGAAGAUGUGAAUCAUUUAACAAAAAACAAUGAUUUGACAAACACUCCUCUCCAUUCUGUCAGUGUUUCCUGUGGUGUGAUUAUUUAUUGUCAUUCUUGUCUUUAAUGUGCACUGGCCAAUGCGUCAACCAUAAACAAUCCCUCUGCCACCUCAAGCCAGAUUAUGGUUGUAGUUUCCGGAACUUUUUAAGUCUUGGCUGUAUUUCAGCCUGCCCAUUUUCUCUCCAUGUGUAAAGUUUCAGCCUCAACUAGGAGACUGCUGUUCAUGUCUUUGGUGAUCCUCUGACUUUUCAUCUAGUGCCAUCACCAGGUUCAAUUUUAUUUGUCUAAUACUUUGGUUUAUGCCCAAAUAUCUGCAAAACUGAUGAUAUCACCGUCAGCGUCAACUACAGGCUACAUUGUGUUUACUGAUAAUUAGCAAAUAGUAGCAUGCUAACAUGGUAAACAAAAAUGCCAAACCUGGUAAAAGAUCUACCUGCCUGAUAUAAGAAUUAAUCGUCAUUGUGAGCAUGUCAUCGCGUCAGCCUUAGCAUUUAGCUCAAAGCAUUGCUGUACCUAAAAGUUGCCAGUGUGCAUUUUUGUAAAUCAUGAAUAUGUUACAUUUGCAUGUUUCAUACAGAUCAUAUAAAUGUUAUGAAAGUGACAUAGUUUAUGAAAUGACUUUGUCAUCAGUGAGCAAGACGACAAAAACAAAACCUGCUGUUUUUUGGUGACCCAUCAUUGUAUUUCCUGCCAUGAUAGUGCAACAAUUGGCAGUUUGUACCAAUAUUGAGGCAUCGCUGUGAUUCCAGCGAGGUUUGUGCCACUUACUUCAUCAUUUAAUAUUUGUGAGUUCCACAAAGUAUGUGGACAACUGAACAUUAUGUCCAUAUGUGACUGUUGACCAUGUCAAUGCAGACACAUGGACAUCAAUAUGCUGCUGUAACAGACUCUCUUGAUGUAAUGUUGAGAUUUUUUUACUUCAUUGGACAGAAGGGACCCAUCCAAAACCAGGAAAAACAUAUGUAAAUAUGUGGAUAGGAAUGUCUACUUUUAGGUAAUCAUUGGUGUGAGUCAUAAACUUCUAUGCAAAAAAAAGAAAGCAAUGGAAAUGAGAUUGUGAACUAACCAAACCAAGAGAAGAUGUUCUUAUUUUGCCAUGAAGUAAAUCAAAAUUUGGGUUUGAUGUCUUAGCAAAAUCCUCUGUUCUCUCCCAGGCUUCAUAUAGGCCACAUCACAUAGUAUAGUAUAGUCAAGCCCCCUGUCCUCUCCUCCCUUUACCCAGAUUGAUGCUUCAUGUGAGGGGCAACCUGUGUUCAUGUGUCCACCAAGCAAACUUUCUUUGUGGCAUCCUCUAGAUGGAGUAGCUCCAUAACCUUUCCUCCCUUUGCCACACUGUGUGUUGUGUAGAUACAUUACACAGAGCCCCCUGUGCUGUCCUUUUAGGGAUUUAGGGAUUUUGAGUCCUUGGUAAGGUAUAAGGCCAUAUGCUUAAACAAAUAAUGUGUUUCUGACCUCCACGUUGCCAGGCUGCAGCACACUGAAACAUGCAGACUUCUUUAUCUGUCUUGCUUUCUGCUGAGACUGUACGGGAAUACACGUGCAUCCGUACACUCAUCAGACAACACACACACACACACACACACACACACACACACACACACACCAAGCACAGUAUACAUCCAGUCAACCCACAUGCACUCAGACAUGCAGGCGUGACGUGAAGGUCAGCUCUCCAGCUGGAUUCCUGUCAGCAAGGCUUCACUGACAUCUAACUUUAAGUUUAAGCUUUUAUCAGUUUCCUCAAAUCAUUUCAUUGAUAAAUCCCACUAUUACAGGCUGAUUUCACCAGCUCUGUGUGUUGUAAACACAGAAUCUUUGACAAUGUGAGAAUCUCUGGAAGUUAAUUACAAUCAAAGUACGAUUAAAUUGUUAAAGAAAUGGCAUCUGAUCCGUAAAGCCGCACUUAUCAAUAUUUUUAUAGCAAAUGUGUAAAGUACAAGGGGUCACUCAACAUUAGGAACCAAAAAAGAAGUAUCACCUAACUUUGCAGCUCUGUUCUACAGGUUUUAACCUCUUUUAGCUCAUUGUUUUGGUUUUGUGGCUCUCAGCUACCUUAUAUCUAGCAGCACCUAUUUUCAGUGGGAAAAGCCCACUGUGUACUACCAGCUUACCACCAAACAGCACACAGGCAAAGUUGGCAACUAGCUGGUGAACAUAGUGAAACAUUUAGCUGCUAAGGGGACAGAUAUUUCCUUCAGGAGUUGGUGGAGACCAAAAACAGAGCUAAAAGAUUGAAUAUUGGACUUUGAUCUGGAUGACACAACUCCAUAUAAAUGCUAAUGUUGCUCUGUGCAUGCUGGAUGUAUAAAAAGGAAACUGCUUACGAGUCCACCAUAAUACCUUUAUAAGGUAAUAAUAUGUCAUUGUGUUUGCUGUGUUUCCACUUCACCCACAUGGCCCAAAAAAAAGUCAAUUCAUGCAGCUUUAAAAGGUGUUUAUUGUAUUUUUCCAACAAUAUACAUUUUUAAAAAAAAUACUGAUUUGAUUUGUUGGUAAGGUAUAUAGUGUCAAGACAUUCUUAACAUGUGUUAUAUUGCAUAAAAAAUAGAUAAUGAAGAUUUGCUUGUAUUAUAGAAUAUUACAAGGAAUGUUUUCUAUUUUAAAAAGUUUAAGGCUGCUUUGUUUUCGGUGUGUUUUUUGUUUGUUUGUUUGUUUUGGUUUGUUUUUGACUACUCAGUGCUUACAGAUUGAUUAAUAUUUCAGCUGUGUCAGUCUUUGUUAUGUAAAUACUGUGGUGAUGAUGAUACUGCAAAAUAGAAAUGUACUGUGGCUUCUUAAUGCCCAGAGUUUUCCCAUAAGUUUUCUGUUAUAUCAAGGAAUGAAAAAAUCACAAUGACAGUAUUAUAGUAUAUUCUGUCACUUCACUUCAGUAAAAUGAUGUUUAUACCGAGUGAAAUGUUCAAACUCAAGAUGCCUUGAGAGAAAUAUUCUUCACUAGACAUCCCAAUAAAGUUUAGAG
Messenger RNA from Epinephelus moara (kelp grouper), 6417 nucleotides. RefSeq names its product low density lipoprotein receptor class A domain containing 2 (gene ldlrad2). The coding region runs from base 138 to 1316 and encodes 392 amino acids. NCBI's taxonomy places the organism in Eukaryota, Metazoa, Chordata, Actinopteri, Perciformes, Serranidae. Gene Ontology annotation, molecular function: protein binding. The record is from RefSeq and is a predicted model, not a curated record. The transcript is spliced from 5 exons.